Bufo bufo (common toad) is the source of this 1615-nucleotide messenger RNA. RefSeq names its product EGF like domain multiple 7 (gene EGFL7). Gene Ontology annotation, biological process: anatomical structure development. Gene Ontology annotation, cellular component: extracellular region; cell surface. The coding region runs from base 270 to 1115 and encodes 281 amino acids. The record is from RefSeq and is a predicted model, not a curated record. Gene Ontology annotation, molecular function: signaling receptor binding; calcium ion binding. The transcript has 10 exons. NCBI's taxonomy places the organism in Eukaryota, Metazoa, Chordata, Amphibia, Anura, Bufonidae.
GACAUUUAAAGUAAAGUGACUGAGGCUUUAAAGCAGUUCCAGGGUGGGACACAAGGAGACCUCAAGGUCCUCUGAAGAAGCCUCUUCUCCUUCCAAGAUGAGCAGAUCUAAGGAGCCCGGAGUGCCAUGGGGGCCGUCGCCCUCCUCUCCCUGCAGUCACAUGAGGAGGAGCCGGCGCCACGAGCAGAGGAUUCCCGGGAGAAGACGCGGGGUUUCCUCCAGAGCCGGGGGCCGCGGAGCUCCGAGGACGCACCAUCCAGUAAUCCAGAAUGUGGGGAGUAGUCGCCUGCUGGGUCACCGGCUGCCUGCUCAUCCUGGAGGCCUCGGCCGCCGAUCUCCUCCACCGCUCCGGAAGGCGGAUUUGUUCUUCCGGCGGUCAGACUGGAUUCGUGUCCGUGACGCAGUCGUUCGUUCAGCCGGUUUACAAGCCGCUGAUCACCAUGUGUGAGGGGCACCGAGCCUGCAGCACUUACAGAACGACGUACAAGAUUUCGUACAGACAAGUAUCUAAGAAAACGUCGCUGCCGCUGUACACGUGCUGCCCGGGCUGGAGGAGGACGGACGCUCACAGCUGUAACAAAGGGACUUGCCGGCUUCCAUGUCAGAAUGAAGGAACUUGUGUCGGCCACAACAGGUGUCAGUGCGCCGAGGGCUGGAGUGGAAACCACUGCCAGACAGAUGUGAACGAGUGUGAGAGCGGUCGGCACCGCUGCUCUCAAAGCUGCAUCAACACCUCAGGAAGUUUCCGCUGCGGCUGCCAUAGAGGAUUCAGCCUUUCUGAUGAUGGGAAGUCGUGUCGUAAAGUGGAAGAACCUGCGACUGCUCCGCCAGCACCCGGGAACGGCACAGGUCAGUGUAAUGCCACAGGAGACGCGGAAACCGUGUGGCGAGAAAUGCAAGAACUCAGGAGCAAAAUCGAGGUUCUAGAGCAGAAACUGCAGUUGGUUUUGGCUCCAUUUCAUGGCCUGUCGACUGUGUCCCCUGAAGAUAGCCCGGGCCCCAUCACCUUCCUAACGCAUUCCUUCCAGCAACUCGACAGGAUAGACUCGCUCAGCGAGCAGAUCUCAUUCCUGGAAGAGCGGCUGGAGACAUGUUCCUGUAAGAAUGACCUCUGACCUCCACAAGUAAUGGGACACAUCACGGCUGUGGAUGAGCAGCUUGGAAAUGUCUGUCGGCUCUGGGUAUCUCACAGCGUUACUGCAAACAGUUCUGCAGGAAGGACAUACCGGACUAUACUGCGCAUCGCGCCAUGCUGCCGUCUGAUUAUAACGGCUUGUGUGCGCUGGUCGCCGCUCAUGACACGUUAUAUGAACAUAUAAUGCACCAAUAUAAGGGUGAUGCACAGGAGGGUAGCGGUAUUACAGGCUGUGUCCGUUUUCGACGACAGGAGAGAGAAGACACAUCACAGCCGCAUAAAUGAAGGAGAGAAGAAAAACGGCCGUAAUUCCCGUUCAGGACGCAGCAGAUGACGGUUGUCGCGAUCACUAGUCGAGUCUUUUCACUCUUUUAUCACUAUUGUUUCACGGUACCGGACUCAGAUUUGUAGAAAUAACUUGUAUUUUAUGACCGAUUUGUUUGAAUAUUUUGCUGCACAAUAAAAUAUAAUCUGCACCAA